Gigantopelta aegis is the source of this 3592-nucleotide messenger RNA. RefSeq names its product F-box only protein 42-like. Bases 1702 to 3408 code for a protein of 568 amino acids. Gene Ontology annotation, molecular function: protein binding. NCBI's taxonomy places the organism in Eukaryota, Metazoa, Mollusca, Gastropoda, Neomphalida, Peltospiridae. The record is from RefSeq and is a predicted model, not a curated record. The transcript is spliced from 8 exons.
GCAUUAUAAAUGUUCAUGUUUGUCAGUGACAGAUCUUCCAGAAGAAAUUUUAGAAUAUAUUCUUUCUCAGCUGUCGCCAUAUCGAGAUUUAAAAGCAGCGAAACAAGUUUGCAAGCAAUGGCAUCGAUUGGUUUUAGGCGACAUACGUAGCGGAAGAUCCGGUUGACUAUUUCCACGACCACCCUGUCCUGCAGAUGUCAUAGAAGACUCACUUGUUGAACCACCAAGCUUAAUUGUUUAGAACAUUUAUUAAGCAGAAAUAGCAACAGUCCCUUCAAUUUACAUACACUAUGUACAUACACCCCAAAGUAGCCUAAGUCCGGACAAAACUACGGCGAUUUCGCCCAGCUUCGAUCGGCAGAAUACAAACACUAGCUAACACUUUAACAGGCAAAGACAGAAAAAAAGGACACAUCACAUUUGAUUUGAACAUUGUUCGUAUCAUUUCAUGCAGUAAAUGAUAGUAAUAUAAACAUUUUAAAUAAUAACAUUCCUCUUUAGUUAGAUAUAUAUAGUACGGCGAUUUCGCCCAGCAGUAUAUGGAAUUUACGGCGAGAUCGACCGGUGGCGAGAUCGCCCUACUUCUCACAGCUCACUUGGCACCUUGUCGCUGUAUGUCGCAGGGGCGUAGGCUGGGGUGUGUGUGUCAAAUGACCCCCCCCCCACCCCCAGCUGAAGCAAUGGUCCACUUUCAGAACUAAAACGUAUACACGUUUAUACAUACGGAGUUUCUGGUGGUGCAAAAACAGAAUAGAAAAAGUGUCCACUUGGUUCAUAUUUGACCCUGCCCCCCCCCCCCCCCCCCAAGUCCAUAUCACACUAUGCCCCAGUGUCAAUCUGUGUUUUCACUUUGGCUCCAGACUGUAUUUCAAUGCAUGUCACGCCAUUUGCAGUGACCAGUCAAGCGUUGUUAAUCCUCUGCCACAUUCUUUUGAGUAUUGCCAAAAAAUACUAAUUAUUACUUUCAUUUUAACAUAACAAUUCAUAAUUAAAUACUUAACAACACAUAAUUAACUACUUAAUAAUAUUACGUUUUUCGUUUUGUUUAAAUUUUAUUACCAGAAGUACAUAUAGUAUUUUAUAAAUUUAGAUCGAAAUAUUACGAUCAGAACCAAAUUCAGAAUUUUUCCGAAGGAACAUGGUACAUGGCAAAAUGUUAUGAAAUGUACCGAUAAAUGUUCACUGUGCCUAUUUGUAUCAAACUUCUCCCCUUUCUUCUGGAAAGGGAGAAGUCACUUCUACUUUUUCAAUUCUAGAUUAGGGCCUGCUUACAAUGAACAAUUAUACAAUCCAUUAAAAUAAUUUGUUAGGGUUACAGAACUUCCCAAAUAUGAAUAAUAAUAUUUGAAAAACUAUCAUUCAGCAAUGUAUUAUUUUCAAGUUGCGAUGUAUUAUUAUUGUAUACACAUGUAGUAUGCAUUAAAAAAAAAAAUGACAUGAUUCCAAAUAUGUUAUUUACAUAAGAUUCAUUAGCUUUUAUCUAUAUAUAUUUAUUACAUUUACAGAUCUGUUGAAUUACAUACAUUUACUGUGUCAUGCUUAUGCAAAUUAACUUGGGAGUUAAAUUUGGACAAAUGUUUUCAGUCUUAUCAUACAGGGACUCAUUCUAUAUUGUUCGUUUGACUUGGUACCAAACUAAAUAUUUACCAUAACUAUCAAAUUGAAUAUUGCUGUUUUUACAUACAUGUAGGUGUGACCCAAAUGAUGCAGCAGACUUUUCGUUAUUCCUUGAGGGAGUCGAAGACAAUUUGGACGCAGAUUUUGCCACCGCCGGUCUUGCCGACAGAGCGAUACUCACACUGUGCCUGCUUCUUUGAUAAAUCCAUGUACGUUUUUGGCGGGUGCACCUUGAGUAACACGACUUUCAACGACCUGUGGAGAUUCGAUCUGGCAACCCGACAGUGGAUCCGUCCACUUGCAAUGGGUUCUUACCCGUCGCCGAAGGCCUGUGCAUCCAUGGUUGUGUACAAGGACAGUCUGGUAUUAUUUGGAGGGUGGAGCCAUCCUACUCCAUUCCCCCUACAUCAGGCGGACCGUUUUUUCAACGAGCUGCACAUGUACAACCCUGAAUCAAACCGCUGGAUCCAGCUGAACAGUGUGUCGGCAUCUGUACCGGAACCAGUGGCUGGUCACUCCGUGUCCAUCGUUGAAGACCGGAUGGUUGUGUUUGGCGGGUCGCACGUCCCAGCGGCAGGAAGCAAUGAUGUGUGGGUCUUUGACUUUGAGUAUUUGUCUUGGAAACAACAGCCGAUAGCUGGUCCAAGGCCAAAUAUGCGAUACGGUCAAUCUCAAACUACCAUUGAUGACAAGCAUAUCUUAAUUCUGGGUGGAUGUGGUGGGCCCAACCAGAUUUUUAAUGAUAUCUGGUUGCUGGCUCUUGGUCGAGGAGACUGGACAUGGGCAGAGGUGAAAAUCAAUAACAGCGAGUUUGCAGCCACCCAGCUUUGGUGUCACCCAGUGUGUAAGGUUGGUAAUACCUUGGUCAUCUUGAAUAAACCUCCCAAAUCGAGCGAGUCUGUAUCACAGACGAGUCAUCAACAGCACAUCCAGUCAAAUCGAGUUUUACAACCAGCAGUGAUACCGAGAGAAAAUCAACCAGCCAGAUACGGGAACAGAGAACCAGAAAAUCAACCAGAUUCACUAAUCAACCGACUGGGUAAAAAUCGCCUUAGCACCUCAUCGCAACAGAACCCAGGUGGUGGAUUUGUUAACCGGGAACCGGAAUACCAACCAAGGUUAUCGGUUCACCCACCAGCCGAACACCAACCAGGGCUGAUAGCAGCUGUGAACAGAACACCGGAAAACCAACCUCCAUGUCAGUCGGAAAACCGUCUCGGCGGAAAGCAACUGGGCGUUGCUGCCAGGGCCCUGCAUAAAAAUCCAUCACUGGGUCUGAUGGAUCAGGGCGGUUCCGACCUCGAUCACAGGGGUGGGACCUCGAAUCUCCGUCCCGGCCAUCCGUCCGUGAAACCGAACUCCAUGCACGAUCGGCAGAAGCAGCUGGACCUUCUCCGGAAGUACGAAGAGCGGAUCCGCCAGCACCGGAGCCCUGCAUCAUCGGGGGGCCAGGGCGGAGUACGGUCGCUCCCGGCAACGUGUGAUAAUAGCGUGACGACCCCCCGCGAGUCCAGAAUUCCCAUGUGUCUUUACCUACUGGACAUCGGCUCAGUCGCGCAGACCCAGACCUCCACAUGGCUGUGCCCGCGAGAAACGUUUGUGUGCAACAGCGUGGACGACCGUUCUAUCACCAUUUUCUACUCCCUCGUUGAGGGCUGGGGGGAGCUCGUUCUGUUCGGAGGGAUUCAGAUGGAUCUGUCGUCGACGCAGAGACGAAUGGACAUGAGCUCAAAGUCGCACCUCGUCAGUAACAAUCUGUACGUCCUGCGUGCCUGUAGGCGAAGGUUCUGAAACUCACUGGUUUUGACUCACACAGAGUUGAAUCGAGUUGAAAACGAUGGAUCUUACUACUCACAGGGCUUCUAGAAUUUUUUUAAAAUCCACUAGCCAUGGGAUCAGUGAUUUUACUAGCCACGAUUAAAAAUUCACUAGCCCUACUUUACUUCAAGUUAAUACAUUUUAUUAAAUAUGUCAC